Molecule: messenger RNA, 2831 nt
Organism: Sitophilus oryzae (rice weevil)
Lineage: Eukaryota; Metazoa; Arthropoda; Insecta; Coleoptera; Curculionidae
Product: broad-complex core protein-like
Exons: 5
Coding region: 25-1791 (588 amino acids)
Biological process (GO): regulation of transcription by RNA polymerase II
Cellular component (GO): nucleus
Molecular function (GO): protein binding; DNA binding
Source: RefSeq, a predicted model, not a curated record
UUCUGUUAUUCCAUCCUGUUAAUUAUGGCACAAGCUCAACAGUACUGCCUGAGGUGGAACAACCAUCGAUCAAAUUUGCUCACUGUCUUCGAUGAACUGCUUCAAAACGAGUCGUUCACCGAUGUGACGUUAGCUUGUGAUGGAGGCAGUCCUAUUAAAUGCCACAGGAUGGUCCUUGCUGCUUGUUCUCCAUAUUUUCAAAACCUGUUCAUAGAUUUGCCAUGUAAACAUCCUGUAGUAGUAUUGAAGGACGUAAAAUACAGUGAGAUCAAGGCCAUCUUAGAAUAUAUGUAUAGAGGAGAAGUAAACGUUGCUCAAGACCAACUGGCAGCGCUUUUAAAAGUUGCCGAAGCUCUAAAAGUUAAAGGCUUAGUAGAGGAAAACAGGUCAUGUAAGAAUCCGAAAGAUGAACCACCGACUGCAGUGAAUCAUUCACCAUCGAUUUCUACCUCAAAUAGCAUCAUACAAAAUCCCGUUCACAGUAGUAGUCAUAAUUCACCACCCCAUUCCACAAAUUCAAUGUACAGAAAUCCUUACAGCUCCUAUGACAGAAAACCACAAGAACACAAUCAUUCGAGAAUGAAUUUACCUAUAUGGGCUGUACCUGGUUUACCUCUACCACCUCAUACUGCAUCGGUUCCAAGCCAAACGCAUCCUCACGCAGCUGCAACCGCAGCAGCAGCAAUGCUGAACAGCGCCUAUGAAGCUGUUAGCUCGGAUAUGUCGCCGCUGAAAAGGAAGAAGCUGAGCAGUUUACUGAUGCAGAGAGAUACCCCGAUCUUGAGGACGGUACUUGGCCAAGGGCAGGCAGAUUCGUCACAACCUGUCAGUUUAGUUUGCCAUCCCGAUAGCGCCGAUCAGUCUUCAAACGACGAGAGAAUUAUUAAGCAUAUGAAAAAUGAACCAUCCGAAGAUGCACAGUCUCCUUACACAGAAUUCACUGAACGAAUCAACGACGAAGAAGAAAAAUCAAAACUAGCCAUUCCCUCUUCAUCACCUCAAUCGUUCAGUCACGACGGCAAAAGUACUAUCGGCUCAGGUAUAGCUACAUACGUACCGGUCCAAAGACCUGAAUAUAAAAGAUACAAACUAUAUACCAGAGACGAUAUCAUGUCGGCCAUCGAAGCAGUGAGAACGGGCAUGUCAGCUUUACAAGCAGCAAGGAAAUACAAGGUACCUUCCAGAACUCUUUACGACAAAGUGAAAAAGUUAGGUAUAACAACGAGCAGACCGUUUAAGAGAGGCACCAACGGGAGUUCAGCCUGUUUCCCAUAUUCUACCGGUUCUCCUUACGGAGGAUAUCUGUCGGAAAACGAUGAGAACAUCAACAAUAACUCCGCUCUCCUCGAAGCGAGUACCUUCCUUCAACAUGCCUUGGAUAGCCGAGGGGGAGAGGAACGAGAAGCUCUGGCCACGAUGGCCGCAGCUGCCGCAGCUCAUGCAGUGGCGUCGGGCCAUUCCACCAGUCCUAACAACUUCGGACAGGCCAGGAGUCCUAGUCCGAGUAUACUGAAGUAUAUGAGGCACAGUAGCCUGACUCCUUCACCUGCAGCACCUAGUGAACACCAGCACAGCGAUCAAACCAACGGCAGUUCGGAAAGAGACAGGGACGAGGAAGAGGACCAAGUGGAAGAUUUAUCUAUCCAUAGAAAACACGAGGCUAUGGAAUCGCGCGUGAUCAUGCCGCCGAUGAAUCAAAUGUCUGCCAUAAUUAAAAAGGAGGACCUUCUUGUCGACACGAUUAAGGAAGAGAUGCGACGAGAGAUGAGAGUUGAUAGUGAAGCAGAUUAGAGGUUACGUAGAAAGAUAUUCAACCGUGCAAUAUAAAAAAUCUGUGGUUGAUAACCCGUACUCACUUUUUAGUAGGUUUAGAUUAUAUAUACACAUGCAAAAGAAAUAGAUUUAAAAGUUAAACUAGCUUUAAGACAUCGAUGAUGUUCGUAUGCGACUGAGUGCCUGUUUCUUGUAGUACAUAAAAAUGUAAGAGUUUGCACAGUAUGGGGACCAAAAUUCACUGUUUUGCUACAAUAGUUCCUUCUAUGGGAAAACCGUAACUCAUAAGACUGAUAGAUUAUAUAUUUCCUUUUUAUGUUAUGAGACUGACACUAUAAGUAGGACAAAAAGCAAGGGGUAGGAAAAUGGGUCUGCAUACUUUGCCGAAUAGUUAGUUUUUAGUGUUUGACGCGAACCGGUGUUAAUUUGUUAUUAAUCUUCUAAAGAUGUAAAUAAUUUUUAUAUAUUAUAUGUACUUGGAAAAAGUAUAUAUAGUGCGCAAAGAGUUGUUUGAAAAUAGUUAUAAUUGGGGAGCUUUAAAAGUAUCUACAAUAUUUUGUUAAGCCUUUUUUUGUGUGAAAAUGUAUAAACUAUUAAUAUUGCUGAAAGGACUUUAGCCUAAUUUACGAUAUGAUACAACCGCGAUAAAGUUGUAUAUUAAAUAAAAACCUUCGACUAAAAAUUUUUAAAAUAAUUUUGUCGAUCAAUGUGAUUGAAAUUCAUGUUUGGAAGCUAAAGAUAGGGUUUUGGGUUUUAGUUGUAAUUUUAUAAGAAAUAAUUUCUAAAUGUUUUUUAGAAUACUUAUACAUUUUUUUAUUGAUCAAAAUUCAAAACUACGGCCUGAAUAUAAAAAUCGCAUACUUAGUAUGUAUUUGCUCAGAAGUGCUCAUUUUUCAAAAGUAAACUUACUAAUAGACGUAAUAAGUAUAUUAUGGUCUACAGUACGUCCCCGGAUUGUGUUUGCUAGAGGAGUUUUAGAGAAAAUUAAAAAAAAGCAUGAAAAUGUUCUAUGUCCUAAAAAUCACAACGCCUUUCUAUGUUAAUAUAAUUUCGUUUUC